UACCCUGAGCAGCAUCGCAUGUCAUUUAACAAAGAACCUUGGGCCUAGCUAGUGAGAGAGAGAAGAAAAGAAAAGAAAAGAAAAGACAAAAGAAAAAGAAGAGGCCUUGGUUCAUGUUUGUUAGAAAUCAAUUAAGAUGAAAACUGUGUUUGCUUUCCUUGCCCUCUUAUCACUUCUUAAGUUUGGUGGCAGAGAUGUGGUUGCAAGAAAAGACCUGGGAGGAUACUGGAAAAAUGCGAUGGGCAGCCAAGCAAUGCCAGAAGCAAUUAAAGGUCGUAUUGAUCAUCCAGAAAGAGCAGCAAAAAGGGUUCAUUUUGCCAAGGAUUUCGAUCCUGGAUCUGUCGAUGCAAAAAAUGUACUGGACUGGGCUGCUAAACCACCCCCCCCUGCUGGAGAUCUCAUUCAUCCAAAAGCGGAGAAUUCACCAAUUAGCAAAGCCAAGCCUUAAUAAUAUAUAAGCAUUUUGACUGAGGACCCAAAUGUUCAUCAUGUCUUAGGCUCUGAAUAAGGUAAAAUUGUGUCGUUAAGAGUUAAACGACGUGUCAUGAGAGUGUGUAAUGAAUAAAUACUUGUGUUACUGCAAAUAUUGAAUCUUGAAGCUAACCAAGACGGUCUAGUAUACUACUGAAUAAGCGAGCCGUUGAGGAUCAGAGGAAGUUGUGUCUUCGUCUUUGACAUGUUUCUGUUUUCUGUUUUUUAGAUUAAGGAAGCUAAUUGUUUAUGUUUUGAUGCUCUCAUCAUCAAAUGCGUGCUGUAAAAUAUUUGAUUUUAUAAAUUAAUGAAGGAAUUACGUAUGA
Messenger RNA from Corylus avellana, 797 nucleotides. The record is from RefSeq and is a predicted model, not a curated record. Lineage: Eukaryota; Viridiplantae; Streptophyta; Magnoliopsida; Fagales; Betulaceae.